This is a messenger RNA of Cricetulus griseus (Chinese hamster), 1383 nucleotides long. Lineage: Eukaryota; Metazoa; Chordata; Mammalia; Rodentia; Cricetidae. The record is from RefSeq and is a predicted model, not a curated record.
AAGGUAGCGUCCUGCAGUGCCCGCCCCCACGCCUACGGGUCCCACGGACCUGGCGUCCAGUCUCCUAGCAACGACGCGAGACUUCCAAGAACCGUUCUUCUCAUCCUUCGGGUCCUUUCAGUUUGCGACCAGUAAAGCCGCGCCACACGCUUGUAACUCCAGAUCCUUGGCUCCCGUUUACUCCUGCUUUUCACCGCACCCCGAGCCAUUGGCUCGGAACCAACCAUCCCUGUCCUUGUCUCCGAAGUCUCCCCCCAGCCUGGGUUCGGUCAUCCCACCCGGCCGGAUAAUCAGGCAUCGCUAUUUACUCUAGGUCAUGCCAGGGGGUGAGGAGGAAGCUAAGAAUGCUGCCCAGAGUACACAGGAAGGGGAGGUCCCCAUCACUGAAGCCCUGAUCACCAAGAGGAACUUGACCUUCUCUGAGGAUGAAGACCUGUCAGAAAAGAUGUUUCAUACUCUUGAAGAACUGGAGACUGUCCGCCUGGAUCGGGAAGGGAUUACUUCUAUCAGGAAUUUAGAGGGCCUCCGGAAUAUUCACAGCCUCUACCUGCAGUUGAAUAAGAUCCAGAGAAUUGAGAACUUGUCAUGCAUCACCUCCCUGCGCUUCCUGUCUCUGGCAGGAAACCAGAUCAGGCAGGUGGAAAAUCUCCUUGACCUCCAGUACCUCCAGUUUCUGGACCUUUCCGAGAACCUGAUAGAAAUGCUAAAGCUAGACGAGCUCCCUCAGAGCCUUCUCAUCCUCAACCUGUGUGGAAACCCUUGCACCAACAAGAAUGGCUACAGGAAGAUGGUGAUAGGAGCCCUGCCACUGCUCUUGGACCUGGACAAGCAGCCUAUAUUGGAGCGCUGGACCUCAGAUGAUGAGGAUAAAUCCUCAGAUGAGGAGGAGGAAUUUCCGGAGCUGAAUGGCCCAUUCUGCGCAGAGCGAGGAUUCUUCAAGGACCUGGAGCAGGAACUACAGCAACACCAGGAGCGAAGGCAGCAGGUGGUCCUGGCAGAGCACUUGGCAAGGAUGGAGACACAGCCUGUCCUCACUGACCUGCCUCUCCUGCCUGCUGUGCCCAUGGCCGGGGACUGCAGCCCUGCUGUCACUGCAGAGCCUGAGAAGGAGUCAGCCCCUAAGGCCACCUCCUCAACCCGGACCACCUCUUCUACCAAGAAACCAGCUCCCACAAGCCAAAAAAGCUCUGUCCGGGCAAAGAAGGGGGCUCUGGCAGCCACAGCCUCCAAGACCUCUCUGGCUGCAGCCCCCAGCACAACAAAAAUUACAACCAAAAGAAGCACAAAGUAGCACACACACAGCCUCUGUGUGCUUGCUCUCCUUCGCAGGCCUUUCACUUGUGGCAGUAGUCCAACCCCCCAAUAAAGUAUCUUUGGGCUUGG